UCCACCCAGGGUCAGGCCAGGGUGGAGCUGUCAGACUAUUCACACCUCACAGCCCAGGGCUGGCAGGCUAGACACACCAGCAGCAGGCAGCUCUUUAUUCAGAGAGAGACUCCUCUGUGGAGGAGCAGAGCUCUCUGACUGCUUCGCGGUUGUGCAUCUCCAUGGAAGGCUGAAGGCUUGGGCCUGUGCAGACCCCGACGUGAACGUGUAUCAAUAACAAGGUGCCGCCAUUGGCCACAUCUCUCCCUUUUUUGUUUUGUUCUUUUUUAAUUCCCCUUCCGCGUUCUUCUGUUCACCCAAGAGGCGUGUGGGGAAGAGACUUGGCUGAGGAUCUAGGGACCUCGACAGUGUGCUAAGUUGCCAGGUGUACAGGCCGGAGGAGGUGAGGGAGAACGGGGGACCCACCCUGACCGCCAACUGGCAGAGCCCUGGGUUUUGCAGGGGGACCCCGACUGCACCCACACGGGCUGGUAUCCCACCUCCUUUGCCUGCUCCCGGCCGCCAGGAACAGGAGCGUCGUGCAGACCUCGCGCGUGGUGAGGGGCAGCUGUUCGGAGCCCGGCUCAGGAGCAUGAUCCUCCCCGCAGACAGCAUGAGCGCCGUGCAGUACCGGAGGAGCCCACCGCGCGCCGGCUGGGCGGCUGCAGGCUCAGUCCAGAGUAAGGUGCUGCCCAAGAUGAGCUCCUCAUCGCUGCUGGAGGACAGCUCCAUAGAGCCCCCGGUGCUGCUGACUGACAUAAAGACGGAGCCUCCUGAAGAGUUGCUGGCCAGCGACUGCAACCAGCCCCAGGCCGAGCCCGUGGACCUGUCACUCAACAAGCCCAAGGUGUCUCUUCAGUCCUCCACCCUGCUGCCCUCCUCCAUCAGGUCCUCGCCCAUGCUGGUGGCGCCACCCAUCCAGGCCCCUGUGGUCUCCAUGUCACCCACGGGGCUGGGCUCUUCGUCCGCCAUCCCCGCUGUGCUGUCCCCUGGCUCCAUCCUGGCCUCCACGCAGGGCAGCGGGGGCCAGCAGAUCCUGCACGUCAUCCACACAAUCCCCUCGGUCAACCUGCCCAGCAAGAUGGGCAAUCUACAGACCAUCCCAGUGGUGGUGCAGUCCCUGCCCGUGGUCUACACCACCAUGCCCACAGACGGGGUCACCGCCGCCAUCACCGUGCCCCUCAUCGGCGGUGAUGGCAAGAACGCCGGAUCUGUGAAAAUUGACCCCAGCUCCAUGUACCCCCUGGAGAUGAACAGCGACAGCGAGGACAGCGUCACGGAGAGCAGCUCAGCCCCCUUCCAGGACCUGCAGAGAGAGUCGCGGUCGCCUGUGGCCCGGAUGCAGCGGGCCGAGUCCCCCGACUUGAAGAAGAGGCGGAUUCACCAGUGUGACUUCGAGGGCUGCAACAAGGUGUACACGAAAAGCUCCCACCUCAAAGCACACAGGAGGAUACAUACAGGAGAGAAGCCAUACAAAUGCACCUGGGAAGGCUGCACCUGGAAGUUUGCCCGCUCUGACGAGCUCACCCGGCAUUUCCGCAAGCACACAGGCAUCAAGCCCUUCCGCUGCUCGGACUGUGACCGCAGCUUCUCGCGCUCGGACCACCUGGCCCUGCACCGCCGGCGGCACAUCAUGAUGUAAGGGGAGGGCCUCCGGCUCCUCCACCGCCCCCCGCCUGCCCACCCCCGCCUCACCAGCCACAGCGGAGAGACUGCGAGACGGGAGGCACCGUCCCCAGCUUGAUUCAGCCUGGCAGCAGGCUGGAUGCCAGCUUGGCACCUGUGGCUGCCCACACCUGAGAAAGCAGACCUCCUACCACACACAUGAGAGCUAGAAUGAGGCUCUGGAGAGAUGCCCUGCUCCUUCUCUUCUGUUCUCCUCCCCUUCCUUCAGUGGCUGGAAAGCCCCAGGAUUCCUCGAAAUGGCACCCAGCUCUUCAUCUGGCUUUGAUUUUUUUUUUGCACAUUGCCUUCCCCUCCUGGGUCAGGAAACACAGUGGGUGUCCGGCACAUGUGUGCACAGCCCCAGCACGACCCUGGCCUUGGGCAGUGAAUCAGACUGGCCGGACGGCGUCGCUGCGGGCAGAAGGCUGCUGCUGGGGGUUGGACUGGGGGUUUGGCUCACGGCUAGGGGCUGGCCGUCUCCUACCAACGGGCUGAUGCAAUAGGACUCCAUUACUGUGAAGCUGGCACUGCCGCCUCUCCUGUUCCACGACACAUCAAAUGUGGCUUGUCCUAGCUGAUCCCUUGCACUCCCUGAGGUACUGCUGGCAUUGGAGAGCCCGCCUGGCCUUGGCUUGAUCUCUCUCUUUCAUGAGCACAUGGGUCGUUAGCGAAGAGGCCUCAUUACUUGAGGACAAGGGGCUCGUGGUGUUACCUGAGGAGGGAGGGCCCGAGGAACAAAGAAAAGGGAAAACUUUGCGGAACACGGAACUGUGAUGAUUUUAUCUGAUUUUAGGGGGGGGUGGGUUGGGGACCCUGAAUUCUGCCCACGCUGCAGGGCCAAGGAAUAGGACAGUAGAUAUGUUUCUAACUUAAACCUAGCAGCCUGGACACGGACUGUUGCAUUUUUCUAUUGCUCGUCUGGCCUGCAGAGGCUGAGCCGGCCCCGUGCUGUGGGUGGACUCAUGGGGCUCUGUACUGGAUCAUUUUGGACUUGAUUUUGGGGGGGCUGUGGGGCUGGAAGUACACACGUCCGUGCACAGUUGAUAUAUAUAUAUAUUUUUUUUUAAGAAUUGCUUUUCCCCUUCCCUUCUGCAGGGGCGGAGCUAAGAACCUGCUGCUUUUCCAGAUGCGCCUUUUUGUGUCUGCAUCUUUCUCUCUGGUGGAUUUGAGUUUGGCAAAUGCAAGGAUGGAGUGCGCCUGCCAGACAGCCUCUGUGCUGCCCACGGGAGAGGGGGCGAGUACAGUGGCUGGAAUUGGUGGGGGGAGGGAGACGGGAAGGAGAAGAUCGUCAAGAUGAGGCAAACUGGAUCCUCGUUCUACCACCAGCCUGGGCUAGGGAUCUGGUGUUCCAGCUAAAGCCAAGAAUCUGCCAGCAAUCCUGGUAUUGACAUGAUGUAUAUGCUGAAGGGGAGAGACUGGGGAGUCCCAUUAAAUGUUUGGUGCUGCGUGUGGCUCUGCUUAUCACAUUGUUUCCCCUUUGCUCCCCAGUCCAGCUCAGCGCUGAGUUCAUGUAGGCCCCGCAACUGCAUUUCACUGGGCAGAUUCUCUUUCUUCCUCGCGUCCCUUUCAUUUAAGAAGGCUCUUGAUCCAUAGGUGCCGACUCUGUGGGUGCUCCAGGGCUGAAGCACCCACUUAAAAAAAUAGGGGUUGCCCAGCAGCUGCAGGGCCUGAUUAAUCUUUUGUGGGCCCUGGUGCCUGGACCAUGGCCCCACCUGUGCUCCACCCCCUGUUCCACCCUGAGGCCCCACCCUCACUUGGCCUCUCUCCCUCCACCCCCCUCCGAAGCCCUGCCUGCCGCUCGCACGGGAGGGAGGGGGUGGAGAGGAGCACCCACCCGCAAAACCAAAAGUCAGUGCCUGUGUUUUGAUCAACUCGCCACCCACUGCAGCUCCUUCGCGCCUCAGUGGAACCUGGAGCCAGUCCAUAGCAGGGGAGGAAGACGUGUGUGGCCACUAUCCGCCUGCGGGUUAUGCAGCGAGAUCCCAAGCCCUGCCUCUGACGCAGGCCAGCCCUCCUCUGAAAUGAUCUCCCCAGGCAUUGUCCCUUCCUCGAAGGGCGUGAAGAAGUCUUUCUGCAUGAGGGAAAAUCCCACAGGGCCUGCUGCCCUUUCCAAAGCUUGAAGCUGCAGGACAAUUGUUUAGGGUGAGGUUCCAGACAGGCUGGCAUUUGAAAUUCCAUCUGGGUCACUUUGCAGCUGGCAGCUAGCUCCAUGGGGAAGUAAACUUAUUUCAUCCGAACUUCAAUCCUCAGCCUACCAGGAACACAGAUCUGCCUAGAGUUUUCCCAUCCCCCACAUUCCUGUUACCUGGCUGGCCUCAGUGUUGCCAACUCUGGCUGUAUUUGGUGUUUUUCUUAAAGCUGCAGGUCCUGGACUCAGGUGACAAUGUCAGCUUUCAUUGAAGAGCAAAGUUUUUCCUACCUUCCUGGUUGUGGAGCAAACUUUGAACAUGUGACCUCUAAAGGCUCCAAGCGAAAAAAGCCCCACCCAAAAUUGUGUUUUAUAAAAACCUCAUGAUUUUUGAAUGCUCGGGGUUGGCAAUACUGAGAUGAGAUCUGGGAAGCCGACAGGCCAUGUGUUUUGAUUUUAAUUUCUUCAGUCUGCUGUUUCCUGAGCGUCCGUGCAAAACACACACGUGCACACAUGCAACAGAGCACAACAAGAAAACGAGGAGGGCAAGAGACGUCAAAGGGAACGGUAGCUCCCCUCUGUCUGAGCAGGGCAGGCUUUGCUUUGGGAUUUUUACCAUGAAAUAUUUUAAAAUCUUGAGCUGUGAGAUAUUUGUACAAAACUGUUUGACGUUUUUCUACAUGGGAAUAAUAUGGAAAGUAGAUGCAUUUUAUUGGUGUGUGUCUUGCUUUUAAAAAGAGGCUUUUUUGUCUUUUGGUUGGUGGGAGGGAAAGGGCCGUAGUUUCAAUCCAGUAAAAACAGAUCCCCCUUUCUUGGUUCUCGGCGUGAUCUCUAUAAAGGGAAGAAGUUGUCAAGCACAGUUUUGGGUUCCAAAAUUUAGAUUUCAACCUCCCCCCCCCCAAUAAAUAAAUAAAAAAGGCUUUUACAAAACUUAAGAGCAAUAGAUCUAUUUCUAUGGAGUUUAACAAUAUAAGUCUAAAGAAAAUAGCAUUUACAUUUAGAAUUUGGAAGUACUUUGGAAGUAGAAUUUGGAAGUAGACAUUUGAAAAUUUCUUUAAACAAAUAAAUCCCUCCCUUGAAGUGUUUGCAGCCCAAACACUGCAGGGCUGGGAACCCAGAAGUGAAACUGACUUCCUGAGUUGGCAAUGUUGAGACAGCGAGAACUGUAGACGGCCUACAGACUCAGAUGAUAUGGGAAAGAAUGGGAUGCUUCAAAUUGCCUUUGGAUACCAUGAUCCGAGAUGGUGUUAGUAGCCAAGAUUACAUUAUUAAUAGAGCUGGUUUUGUGAAAAAGUUUUGAAAUUGUUUUCUUUUUGCAAGGCUCAAAAUGAACCCAUUUAUUUUCACUAUUCCUCUCCCAGGCCCCUCAAUUUGUCUUUUUCAACAAACUCAUUUUUUCCCGUUCCCAUUGAAAAUGGCAGGGGGUGAGGAAAAGAAGGGGGACAAAAGAAAAGGAGAAAAGUAAAAGUAGAAAAAUGAUACAUUUCAAAUAAAACAUCCAUGAAAAGUUUCCAGAACAUACAGUUUUUGGACAUGCACAAAUUUUUGGGAUGCAGAACAAAUUGCGACUAGCUGUAAUACACAAACAUUGAAAGAUGGUGUUAUUGAUGAGUUGGUUCUUAGCCUUGCUCAGUUGCUCUAUUCCACCCUCCUCUCCUUAAACUACUAACCCGCUGCCUGCUGGAUUCAGUAGCUAGGAGCAUGCAAAGACAGACUGCUGGAGGCCUCGCUGCCCCAUCUACACUACGAAAAAUAAAAUAAUCAGGAGCCUGAUUUUCAAAGUAGUCCCCAAGCUCACCCACGCUCCAUGGAUUUCAGUUGAGUUGUGGGUGCUGAGAAUCUCAGACAAUUGGGCCCUACGGGCCAGGGCCCAGAUCCUCUAAAGUCUUUAGAUGUUUUUCUCUCAUUGAAAUCAAUGGGUGUUAGGCCCCUAAAUACCUUGGACAGUCUGGGCCCAGAUCCUCAGCUGGUGUCAAUGGUCAUAGUUCCAUGGAAGUCAAUAGACUGCUGACAGUUUUACACCAGCAGAGGAUUUGGCCCCUUGGGAAUGUCUACACUGUGAUUAAAAACCUGCAGCACCAAGUCUCAGAGCCCACCCCCCUCGCGGGGUCUCAGAGCUCGGGCUCCAGCCCUAAUGUUUACACUGCAAUUUUAUAGUACUGCAGCCCGACCUCCAUGAGCCUAAGUCAGCUGACUCAGGCCUGCUGCGGCCAUGUCGUGGGCCUUUUACUGCAGUGUAGACAGACUCGGUGUGUUUAAACUGUUAUGAAAUAUGAUUUGUUUCAGUGUGGAUUGGUUUUUUGCCUCUUUACACUGGGAUGGGGGGAAGGUUAAGGCCCCGGGUUCUUGUCUAGAUAUCUACCAGGGUUAGAACUGAGUUUCUUGCCCUGAUUAUAACUCUGGGGUUUUUCUGUGCCACGUGGGAAUGAAAAUACCAGUCAAGAUUUUCAAAAGUCACUUUGGGUGCCUCAGUUUUUAGAAUUGACCAGCUUUAGAGUCCUUUUAAAGGGGCCUGAUUUCCAGAGGGUGGGUUUUGAGCACUUCCAACCCCUUUAAGCUGUCUUGAAUUGGAGCCCCCCCAAAUCACCCUGUUUCCAACACACUUGGGCCCAAAUCAGACUUCCCAGCAGUGUUUUGAAACUUGGUUAUGUCUGUAGACAGGGCUUGCCGCACCCCGUCUGCUCCAAGGCAGAGUAGAUGUGUGCUGUUUAGGGUAUCGUCUGUUGGCAUGCCUGAACAAUCAGACCGUGCUUUCUCCCAAUUUGAAGCCAGCUGGGGUACUUAACUUCUGCUUCCGCUUGCACAUGGCUCAGAAGGGAAAAUGCAAUGGAGGGGGAUGAGGCAAACCUGGCGCUUUCUCAGUGGCUAAGUGAGCUGGGGUUGAGCAGGUCUCCUGCAUCUUCUGAUCCAGUAUUGCGUCCCUGACUCAAUGGAUACAUGACCGGGAAAUUAGAGCUUGCAGAGGUGUGAACUGCCUCGCCCAUCCAUGGGCCAUUAACUCUGAAGUAAAAAGAAAAGGAGUACUUGUGGCACCUUAGAGACUAACCAAUUUAUUUGAGCAUAAGCUUUCGUGAGCGACAGCUCACGAAAGCUUAUGCUCAAAUAAAUUGGUUAGUCUCUAAAGUGCCACAAGUACUCCUUUUCUUUUUGCGAAUACAGACUAACACGGCUGUUACUCUGAAACCUGUAUCUCUGAAGUGAUGACAUUCAGUGUAAGCAUCAGUGAACAAUGUCAGUGCUGGUUACUUGAGCUGCAGGAACAUCCAGCCACAAUGGGGUUGUGGGUGCAGGCUGAGCAAAGCCCCCACCACUCCUAUCCCACCCCUGUCCCACCACAGAAAUUGGGUGAGGGCUGGAGCUUUUGGGGAAUCACACUCUUCACAUGUUGUGGUCCAAAUGUGAGUUGCAUGCGAUGGGACAAUGGCUUGAACAGGGGCAGAUCCCCUUGGGCCCAGAUUCUCCCAGGCAUUUAGUAUCAAUGGAAGUUAGGCGCCUAAACAUGUGUGAGGAUCUGGGCCUUUCUCCAACUUUCACUUGGUAAGACCGUUCUCUCUAGUGCUUAGAGCAGAAACGCAGGGCUCAGGACUCCUGGGUUCUAUUCCCAGCUCUGCCGCAGAUGUGCGGUGUGACCUUGGGCAAGUCAUUUUUUUCUCUGUGCCUCAGUUUUCCCCAUCUGUCAAAUGGGGAUAAUAAUACUUAACCUACCUCACAGGGGUGUUGUGAGGCUUCCUUCAAUGUUUGCAAAGUGCUUUGAGAUCCUUGGAUGAAAGGUGCUAUGAAGUGAAAAGUAUUAUUAUUUUAUUUUUAAUAUUAAAUAACUUAUAACGAAGUGCGCGCGUGCCGUGGGCUGCAGGCGAUGUGAAGGCUGCAAUGAUGGACGCUUAGUGCAAGUGGCAUGUGACGCCAUUCGAAACCCUCGCCUUUCCAGCUGUGCAUCAUACUGGCUUCCUGGGUCUGGUGCUUCCCAGACAGCUGAGAAGCUGCAAUGGGACCGCCGCCCCCAGCAGCUCAGACCUGAUUCCCUAGCCCUGCCCCACUAGCUGCCUCUGGCAUCAUCCGCCCUGAGAGAAGCACCUCACUGAGCUUGCCUUCAGCGGGGGGGUGCUUCGUGUAAAUCUGGCCCCUCACUGUUCUCUCUCAAGGACCCUUUAUGCCCUAGUUGUUGGCAUCAGGGGAGGGGGUGGGUAUGUAAAUCAGCUCCCCAAAUUCUUGGGUUUUGCUCUUAUUUUUGGAUCAAACCAAAACCGCUCUUCCACCACCUCCAAUUGGGUUGUGUUCCCAGCCCCGCCUGGGAGAUCCUCUUGGCCCUGCUGGUGUGGCAUUUAAUGUGUGUUGUUGCUAACUGGUGAUCAGAGAGUUACUGGCACCAGUGAAACAUGCUGGGAACGCAGAUUUGGCUGGCUCUGUGUUGUCGCGACUCUGGCUGAGUUUUCUGUUCAUGGCUAGUUCUUUCCCUGCGCGCUGUGGAUUUGUUUUAGCCGAUCUCUAUCUCUGCAUCCUUUCUGCUGCUGCUCCUUACCUUUCCCUGGGUCCAUUAUUUUAGUGAUGUGUCAUAUGGAACACAAGCCCACCAUGCAAACGGUAAGUUCAGUAGUGGCUCUGAGCCAGAUCCUAGCCCUACAGAAAGACUGAUUGGAAGAGUAAAAGCCUGCAGUAGGUUUGCAUGACCAAGCAAUCGCUCCUUCCCCCGCCCUCAACCCUCUUUUGGGGCCUUGCUCUCCUACAGCCCAGAGAAGAUGAAGUGGUUUGGAUGGGAUGGUUGUUGUGACCCUGUGUAUUGAGUGAUCUUAUCCAGUUUGAUUGUUGUACUGUUUUUUUGUUGUUUUUUUUUAAUUAAUAAAAUGGUAUUUUAAACUUGG
Chelonia mydas (Green sea turtle) is the source of this 8631-nucleotide messenger RNA. It is a transcript of the gene KLF8, whose product is annotated as Kruppel like factor 8. Gene Ontology annotation, biological process: regulation of transcription by RNA polymerase II. Lineage: Eukaryota; Metazoa; Chordata; Testudines; Cheloniidae. The transcript is spliced from 5 exons. Gene Ontology annotation, molecular function: DNA-binding transcription factor activity, RNA polymerase II-specific; RNA polymerase II cis-regulatory region sequence-specific DNA binding. Bases 572 to 1621 code for a protein of 349 amino acids. The record is from RefSeq and is a predicted model, not a curated record.